Molecule: messenger RNA, 4285 nt
Organism: Mandrillus leucophaeus (drill)
Lineage: Eukaryota; Metazoa; Chordata; Mammalia; Primates; Cercopithecidae
Gene: CNTNAP5
Product: contactin associated protein-like 5
Exons: 24
Coding region: 365-4285 (1306 amino acids)
Source: RefSeq, a predicted model, not a curated record
GAUUCCAGCUCUCGCGCCCGAAGAGGUGGAUUUGGCUGUCCACCGAGCUCCGGCGCUUGUCGUUCUAAUUGGGUUUGGAUUUGCACCGUUAAGGAGGGGGGAAGAGAAGGAAGAGGCGGGCGAGGAAGGCGAGUCCAGCUAGCGGCUGUUGCGGGGACCGUAGCCCCAGCUGCAGCUCCGGAGACUCCCCCGCCACGGUUUCGGUGGAGCGUCUGGGCACGGGAUGGUGUGAAAGAGCAAGUGCCUCUCCAAGGGGGGGUGGGAGGGGGUCAGGCCGUGCAGAGAAGAGAGAGAGCGAGAAGAAGCCGCGGCUGGCGACUGCGAAUUUGGGAUUCCAUUGGGAGGGACCGCUCACUCGGGGGAAAUGGAUUCUGUACCACGGCUGACCAGCGUUUUGACUUUGCUGUUCUCCGGCUUGUGGCAUUUAGGAUUAACAGCGACAAACUAUAACUGUGAUGAUCCACUAGCAUCCCUGCUCUCUCCAAUGGCUUUUUCCAGUUCCUCAGAUCUCACUGGCACUCAUAGCCCAGCUCAACUCAACUGGAGAGUUGGAACUGGCGGUUGGUCCCCAGCAGAUUCCAAUGCUCAACAGUGGCUCCAGAUGGACCUGGGAAACAGAGUAGAGAUUACAGCAGUGGCCACGCAGGGAAGAUACGGAAGCUCUGACUGGGUGACGAGUUACAGCCUGAUGUUCAGUGACACAGGGCGCAACUGGAAACAGUACAAACAAGAAGACAGCAUCUGGACCUUUGCAGGAAACAUGAAUGCUGACAGUGUGGUGCACCACAAGCUACUGCACUCAGUGAGGGCCCGAUUUGUUCGCUUUGUGCCCCUGGAAUGGAAUCCCAGUGGGAAGAUUGGCAUGAGAGUCGAGGUCUACGGAUGUUCCUAUAAAUCAGACGUUGCUGACUUUGAUGGCCGAAGCUCACUUCUGUACAGGUUCAAUCAGAAGUUGAUGAGUACUCUCAAAGAUGUGAUCUCCCUGAAGUUCAAGAGCAUGCAAGGAGAUGGGGUCCUGUUCCAUGGAGAAGGUCAGCGUGGAGACCACAUCACCUUGGAACUCCAGAAGGGGAGGCUCUCCCUGCACCUCAACUUGGAUGACAGCAAAGCGCGGCUCAGCAGCAGCCUGCCCUCUGCCACCCUGGGCAGCCUCCUGGAUGACCAGCACUGGCACUCGGUCCUCAUCGAGCGGGUGGGCAAGCAGGUGAACUUCACGGUGGACAAACACACACAGCACUUCCGCACCAAGGGCGAGACGGAUGCCUUAGACAUUGACUAUGAGCUUAGUUUUGGAGGAAUUCCAGUACCAGGAAAACCUGGGACCUUUUUAAAGAAAAACUUCCAUGGAUGCAUCGAAAACCUUUACUACAAUGGAGUAAACAUAAUUGACCUGGCUAAGAGACGAAAGCAUCAGAUCUAUACUGGCAAUGUCACUUUUUCCUGCUCCGAACCACAGAUUGUGCCCAUCACAUUUGUCAACUCCAGCGGCAGCUAUUUGCUGCUGCCCGGCACCCCCCAAAUUGAUGGGCUCUCAGUGAGUUUCCAGUUUCGAACAUGGAACAAGGAUGGUCUGCUUCUGUCCACAGAGCUGUCUGAAGGCUCGGGGACCCUGCUGCUGAGCCUGGAGAGUGGAAUCCUGAGACUCGUGAUUCAGAAAAUGACAGAACGUGUAGCUGAAAUCCUCACAGGCAGCAACUUGAAUGAUGGCUUGUGGCACUCAGUUAGCAUCAACGCCAGGAGGAACCGCAUCACACUCACUCUGGAUAAUGAAGCAGCACCCCCAGCUCCUGACAGCACUUGGGUGCAGAUUUAUUCUGGAAAUAGCUACUACUUUGGAGGGUGCCCCGACAAUCUCACCGAUUCCCAAUGUUUAAAUCCCAUUAAGGCUUUCCAAGGCUGCAUGAGGCUCAUCUUUAUUGAUAACCAGCCCAAGGACCUCAUUUCAGUUCAGCAAGGUUCCCUGGGGAAUUUUAGUGAUUUACACAUUGAUCUGUGUAGCAUCAAAGACAGGUGUUUGCCAAACUACUGUGAACAUGGAGGAAGCUGCUCCCAGUCCUGGACCACCUUCUAUUGUAACUGCAGUGACACAAGUUACACUGGUGCCACCUGUCACAACUCCAUCUACGAGCAAUCCUGUGAGGUGUACAGGCACCAGGGGAACACAGCUGGCUUCUUCUACAUCGACUCGGAUGGCAGCGGCCCACUGGGACCUCUCCAGGUGUACUGCAAUAUCACCGAGGACAAGAUCUGGACGUCGGUGCAGCACAACAAUACAGAGCUGACCCGAGUGCGGGGCGCCAACGCUGAGAAGCCCUAUGCCAUGGCCUUGGACUACGGGGGCAGCAUGGAACAGCUGGAGGCCGUGAUCGACGGGUCUGAGCACUGUGAGCAGGAGGUGGCCUACCACUGCAGGAGGUCCCGCCUGCUCAACACGCCGGAUGGAACACCAUUUACCUGGUGGAUUGGGCGGUCCAAUGAAAGGCACCCUUACUGGGGAGGUUCUCCUCCUGGGGUCCAGCAGUGUGAGUGUGGCCUAGACGAGAGCUGCCUGGACAUUCAGCACUUUUGCAAUUGCGACGCUGACAAGGAUGAAUGGACAAAUGAUACUGGCUUUCUUUCCUUCAAAGACCACUUGCCUGUCACUCAGAUAGUUAUCACUGAUACCGACAGAUCAAACUCAGAAGCUGCUUGGAGAAUUGGUCCCUUGCGUUGCUAUGGUGACCGACGCUUCUGGAACGCCGUCUCAUUUUACACAGAAGCCUCUUACCUCCACUUUCCUACCUUCCAUGCGGAAUUCAGUGCCGAUAUUUCCUUCUUUUUUAAAACCACAGCAUUAUCCGGAGUUUUCCUAGAAAAUCUUGGCAUUAAAGACUUCAUUCGACUCGAAAUAAGCUCUCCUUCAGAGAUCACCUUUGCCAUCGAUGUUGGGAAUGGUCCUGUAGAGCUUGUGGUCCAGUCUCCUUCUCUUCUGAAUGACAACCAAUGGCACUAUGUCCGGGCUGAGAGGAACCUCAAGGAGACCUCCCUUCAGGUGGACAACCUUCCAAGGAGCACCCGGGAGACAUCAGAGGAGGGCCAUUUUCGACUGCAGCUGAACAGCCAGUUGUUUGUAGGGGGAACGUCAUCCAGACAGAAAGGCUUCCUAGGAUGCAUUCGCUCCUUACACUUGAAUGGACAGAAACUGGACCUGGAAGAGAGGGCAAAGGUCACAUCUGGAGUCAGGCCAGGCUGCCCGGGUCACUGCAGCAGCUACGGCAGCAUCUGCCACAACGGGGGCAAGUGUGUGGAGAAGCACAAUGGCUACCUAUGCGAUUGCACCAACUCACCUUAUGAAGGGCCCUUUUGCAAAAAAGAGGUUUCUGCUGUUUUUGAGGCUGGCACAUCGGUUACUUACAUGUUUCAAGAACCCUAUCCUGUGACCAAGAAUAUAAGCCUGUCAUCCUCAGCUAUUUACACAGAUUCAGCUCCAUCCAAGGAAAAUAUCGCAUUUAGCUUUGUGACAGCCCAGACACCCAGUCUUUUGCUCUUUGUCAAUUCUUCUUCUCAGGACUUCCUGGCUGUUCUGCUCUGCAAGAAUGGAAGCUUACAGGUUCGCUAUCACCUAAACAAGGAAGAAACCCAUGUAUUCACCAUUGAUGCAGAUAACUUUGCUAACAGAAGGAUGCACCACUUGAAGAUUAACCGAGAGGGAAGAGAGCUUACCAUUCAGAUGGACCGUCAACUUCGACUCAGUUAUAACUUCUCUCCAGAAGUAGAGUUCAGGGUUAUAAGGUCACUCACCCUGGGCAAAGUCACAGAGAAUCUUAGUUUGGAUUCUGAAGUUGCUAAAGCCAACGCCUUGGGUUUUGCUGGAUGCAUGUCUUCCGUCCAGUACAACCACAUAGCACCACUGAAAGCUGCCCUGCGCCAUGCUACCGUCGCGCCUGUGACUGUCCAUGGGACCUUGACGGAAUCCAGCUGCGACUUCAUGGUGGACUCAGAUGUGGAUGCAGUGACCACGGUGCAUUCUUCAUCAGAUCCUUUUGGGAAGACAGAUGAGCGGGAACCACUCACGAAUGCUGUUCGAAGUGAUUCGGCAGUCAUCGGAGGGGUGAUAGCAGUGGUGAUAUUCAUCAUCUUCUGUAUCAUCGGCAUCAUGACCCGGUUCCUCUACCAGCACAAGCAGUCACAUCGUACAAACCAGAUGAAGGAGAAGGAAUAUCCAGAAAAUUUGGACAGUUCCUUCAGAAAUGAUAUUGACUUGCAAAACACAGUGAGCGAGUGUAAACGGGAAUAUUUCAUCUGA